Messenger RNA from Cryptomeria japonica (Japanese cedar), 2599 nucleotides. Its product is annotated as double-stranded RNA-binding protein 5. Lineage: Eukaryota; Viridiplantae; Streptophyta; Pinopsida; Cupressales; Cupressaceae. Gene Ontology annotation, molecular function: double-stranded RNA binding. The coding region runs from base 596 to 2203 and encodes 535 amino acids. The record is from RefSeq and is a predicted model, not a curated record. The transcript is spliced from 4 exons.
AAAACACUACGUUUUCAAAAUUUAAACUGGAGCUAAUCCACAGGGGAUGUCUCAUCUCGAUGCCCCAAGCAAUUAAUACACUAACGGCCGUCAAAUGAAAGAAAAAAGAGGCCUUCAGUCCUUCCGAUGACAUCAAUUACCUCCUACAUAGAGUACGAGCCGGGGCAGGAUUCGACCUUGUAACCUGUGCACGACCAUGGUGUUAAAAGCCAGAUUUAAUUACUGGUUUUAAAAUGGAGGAUAGUAUGUUGUGUUAUUAAGGACGCCUGCAAGUUUCAUUAAAGCCAAAAUUAAAAAAUUAUGAACGAAUACGAUUCCCCUCAUUAAAGCCCUCCUUUAAUUAAAAACCCAAUGAAAUUUCAAUGCAUUUGGGUUAUUAAAAAACAUGAACGAACAUAAAAUUUGCUAUCUAUCUGUGCGCCAAACCGCGAGGUUGACCCUGCUAAAGGGGGAGGGGGAGGACGAUGAUGGGGUUCUGCUCAGUUAAUUAUAUAUUGGAGAAUCGGCAGUCGCUGUAGGCCAUGGAAACUUGAGAUUCUACGGUUGUUUUGGUUGAAAAAACUAGACCUGUAGCUCUGUCACAGAACUUACAGUUAUGUAUAAGAAUCAGCUUCAAGAGCUGGCACAGAGAAGCUGCUUCAAUCUGCCUUCUUAUGCUUGUAUCAGGGAAGGACCAGACCAUGCGCCUAGAUUCAAGGCUACUGUGAACUUCAAUGGAGAAGUGUUUGAAAGCCCCAACUACUGUAGUACUCUAAGACAGGCUGAGCAUUCUGCUGCAGAGGUUGCACUCAAUGCUUUGGCUACCAGAGGUCCUGCAAGGUCUCUCGCUGCCAGAGUUUUGGACGAGACGGGGGUGUACAAGAAUUUGCUGCAAGAAGUAACCCAUAGGGCUGGGUUGAGCCUUCCCAUGUAUACCACUGUCCGGUCUGGACCUGGGCACCUUCCAGUUUUUACCUGCACUGUAGACCUGGCUGGGAUUAGUUUUACAGGCGAGCCUGCCAAGACUAAGAAGCAAGCGGAAAAGAAUGCCGCAAUGGCUGCCUGGUCUGCUCUCAAGCAAUUGGCACAUCUAGGGAGUUCAUCUUCAUCCCCAUGGGAUGCAGAUGAAGACCAAGAGCGGGAGCAAGAGCAGAUCACUAUUGCUAGAGCUCUCUCAAAUCUAAGGGGUCGAGAUGAUGCAGGCUGCAUGUCUCACCAGCAGCUGCUGCAGAGGAGAAGGAUUCAAGCUCAGAGAGACAAACAUUCUCUUGUUACAGUUAAAAGUCCAAGGUAUCAUUCUCAACCUACACAGCAGCAGCAUAACAGGGUUCUCACAUUGCCUACGUUGCCUCCCCCUCCACCUGCCCCUGCUCCAACUGGGUCCAAGCUACUGCCAUUCAUAAGGUCCAUAUUCCCUCAAAGAAGCCAACAGCCACAACAGCACGAGUCUAUUCAAUCACCAUCCUCGUCAUUAUCACCUCUCCCUAGAGACUCUUUUAACAGGGCCACUCCAAACUUGGGCUCCUUCCAUGACAUGCACACAUAUCCCAAGGCAGAAAAUAGGCCUACAUCAAGGGUUCUACCAGUUCAAAGUCGGACUAGAUUGGGAGCUUCCAUUCAGGAGGUUCCGAUUCCUCUGGAAGAACAUCAGAGAGAUGAGGAUGAAUGGCUGCAUGGAGGUGAUACUUCAACCAGAGGAGACAGUAAGAACACAGCAGGAGCCGCUAGCAGCUGGAGUUGGGGCAGUGCCGCUAACGCAUUUGCUGCAUUUGGGUCUAAUAAUAAUACUUCCAGAUCUUCAUAUUCAAUGCAGCAACCUCCACAGAAUUUUAACUUCCCAAGUACCCAUCAAUCAUGUACUGUAUAUGGAAACCCCAGUUCUAGUAGUUCUAGGUGUCUUAGACCUGUUUCUUCCUUGGAUAUUUCUCCGGUAACAAUUAGGUCCACAGUUCCAGUCUGCGCAGCACCUCCCCCUAGAAGGAUCAUAUCAGAUUCAAACAGGAAUGGGUCCAAUUUUGCAGCUCCUGGAAUCCGCAUUAGAUCGGUAAUACCUGUCUGUUCAGCUCCACCUGUCCCACCAGGAUUUCCCUCACCAGGUGACCGCGAGGCUGUUGAAUCUAGCCAUAGAGCUCAAGCUGCCAAAGGGGUCGAUGAAGAUGAGGGUAAAAGUGAUGGCGAUGCAGACAAAUUGAUGCAAGAGUUGAAUAUGAAGCUUCAACUAUGAACUGAAAGUGAACAUAGAAACAUUUAGUUACCGAAAUCACAUAUAGUUGUUAUCAUUUUUACAGGUUUAUAGCUUUUUUUGAACACCAAAUGUGCUGUUCUUUUGCACUUAGUGCAAUUCAGAGGGAAAUCAUUUUUUUGGGUGCCAAUCUUAUAUCAAAUGAUAUCAGCAUUUUUCAUUUUUCAGAAUGCCUUUUGUUAAAAAGAAGUUUGGGAUGAUAUCUGGGGAAAAGAGGUGUAUAUUUUGACGUUAAAUUUUGGAUGUCAAACUGUUAUGUUUAUAAUUGGUUCUUCCCUUUUCGUAAAGGCUUCUGUCACAACCAAAAAAUAGUUUAUUGAAAGUACUGCAAUUUCAGAGGUGGAUGUCGUUUUGUGCAAACCCUGAAUUUCUUUUGUA